AUGUCUCUACGUUGUGGGGGAGCCACCCACACCCUGGGACACUGGGUAUUAGGAAGAUAUUUAUUUAGCCCAGCUAGAACACUAAGUUCCUUGCCAGAUCAAAAGAAGGAGUUUUUACAAAAUGGUCCAGACCUUCAAGAUUUUGUAUCUGGUGAUCUUGCAGACAAGCGCACCUGGGAUAAAUAUAAAGGAAACUUAAAAUGCCAGAAGGCGAAAAGUUAUGUGAGAAUGUAUGAUGGCCCGAUAUUGGAGAGUGUUGGGGAGGUGGAGAGUUUGCCACGGCCACAGCCAUAA
Molecule: messenger RNA, 294 nt
Organism: Chrysochloris asiatica (Cape golden mole)
Lineage: Eukaryota; Metazoa; Chordata; Mammalia; Afrosoricida; Chrysochloridae
Product: lipoyl synthase, mitochondrial-like
Exons: 2
Coding region: 1-294 (97 amino acids)
Source: RefSeq, a predicted model, not a curated record